This is a messenger RNA of Symsagittifera roscoffensis, 1169 nucleotides long. RefSeq lists its product as uncharacterized. Lineage: Eukaryota; Metazoa; Xenacoelomorpha; Acoela; Convolutidae. Bases 325 to 897 code for a protein of 190 amino acids. The record is from RefSeq and is a predicted model, not a curated record. The transcript has 4 exons.
UUCGUAUUAGUGACACAAUUGCCUGAACAGAUAAACAAAUUGAACAUGCAUUUUUUUACUUUUUAUAAUUGGUUCGUCAAAAAGUGACGCAGCAGCCAUAGUAAUUGUUGCUUAUCCCCCUAAUGAAAGCAAAUGGGUAAAAAACCAUUGCAAACACAGAGGUGAUUAAAAUGGAUACGCUUUUAAUCAACCAAAAAUAUAGCAGAACAAUAAGUUCUGCGUUGUAUUUCAAACUCUCAUAAUUGUCAGAUUGCAGAAAAUUGCAACUGAUUUACAAAAGCGUGUUAAGGAAACAGAAAAAAAGUCGGCGUCGCAGAAAUCACCAUGACGGAUCCUUUUGAGUCGCCGACGAAGAGCAGGAAGGUGUUAGUUCCGGUAGACGGGAGUCCGGACAGUGAGAGAGCGUUCACGUGGUACGUUGCCAAUAUGAAGCAGGACUCGGACAUAGUGCGGGUGUUCCACAUACCCGAACCAAUCUCCCUCCCUCUCUUCACCCUCAGCGAAGGCGUGAACACUCCAUUUAAGAAGUGGGAAAAUAAGUUGCAGGAUAAGCUGAAGAAAGUGACCGAAUUGGAAGCUCACUACAACUACAAACUAAUCAGCUGCAAACUAGCUUCAAAUGGAUCAGUACUCAUCUCACAGAAUGAGGUGACAGGGAAGGAAAACAUGGCCACUGAGAUUUGCCAGGAGGCGGACAAGUUCGAGGCGGACAUGAUAGUGAUGGCCAGUACAGGGUGGGGAGGGGUGAAGAACAAGUUGCUCAAGGGGGGCGGUGUAGCUAACUUCGUAGUUCAGAUGGCACUACUGCCAGUGAUGCUGGUACCCACUGCCAAAAAUGAGGCCAGGAUGCAGGAACGAAGAGCCAGCAUCAGACGAGACAGCAAUUGUUCUACUUAGACACCAAAAAAACUGAAAACCAAGAAAAAAUAACCAUAAAUAAGAAUGGAUGUCAAGAAAAGAUAAUUAUUUAAGAUGUACACUCAUUGAAGAAAUGAUAAAAGACUUAGAGACUUAAGAACAAUUAAAUAAAGCUUACUGAUAAAAACAGAAUUACGGUUUAAUUUGGAAAUGUUUUUGUAGAUUGAUAGCUAUGAAUAUUUGUAACCAAGUUAGCAUCCUAACUUAAUAGUGUUUGUUGUUUAUUAGUAAAUUGAUGGUUUUUUUCUGUA